GUUCUGUGACAGAUUCUGAGGACCGAAGCCGCGUGGGGAGAGAGGGCAAGGGGCAGGCUCCUGGCCACGCGUCUGCUCAGGAUCCGGACAGCAGAGAUGGAGAAGGAGGAGGAGACAACGCGGGAGCUGCUGCUGCCCAACUGGCAGGGCAGCGGCUCACACGGGCUGACCAUCGCGCAGAGGGACGACGGUGUGUUUGUACAGGAGGUGCGGCAGGACUCGCCCGCCGCCCGUGCCGGUGUGGUCCAGGAGGGGGACCAGAUCGUGGGCGCCACCAUCUACUUCGACAAUCUGCAGUCGGGGGAGGUGGCGCAGCUGCUGAGCACCGUGGGCCGCCACACCGUCGGCCUGAAGCUGCACCGUCCGGGUGACCGCUCCCCUGAGCCCGGCCAGGCCUGGGUGCAUGAGGCCCUGGGCUCCCACGGCCCCGAGGUGGUUCUGAGUGGGGCCGACGAGGAGUACCAGCGCAUCUACGCCACCAAGAUCAAGCCACGGCUGCGCUCGGAGGACGGGGUGGCAGGGGAUCCUGGGGAGACCCAGAGCCGCACUAUCACUGUGACUAGGAGGGUCACAGCCUACACUGUGGAUGUCACUGCUCCAGAAGGAGCCAAGGACAUUGACAUCAGCAGCCCUGAGUUUAUGGUGAAGAUUCCAAGGCAUGAAGUGACCGAAAUCUCAACUGUGGAUGUGGAGACACGGCCUGGGAAAACGGUGAUCAAGCUGCCCCCAGGGCCAGAGCUCCAGGGUGCCGUCACCUCAAAAGUCCAGGUUUCUGUGCCUGGUGUCCAGGUGGGGAGCCCGAGUAUCAGUGUUAGUGCAAAGGGUGCGGACUCAGGGGGCAGGGCAGCUGUCCACAUGCCUGGAGGGGAUGUCCUGUCCUCUCUUGGGGCUGGGGCAGCGGAGGAGAACAGUGGGAAAGUUAAAAUUCCUACCCUGAAGAUGCCAAAGUUUGGGGUUUCGCCUGAGGGCCGGGCACCCGGGGGCAGCAGGAGCAUCCAGGGUCCUCACGUGGGUGUCAGCAUCGCAGGGACAGAAGGGGAGCCAUGGGGCCCACAGGUCACUGGGCCGUCCCUGGAGGGCGAAUUAGGCCUGAAGGGGGCCAAGCCACUGGGGAACAUCGGAGUGGAUGUCUCUGCCCCCCAAAUCGAGGGUGGUGUCACAGGCCCCCACGUGGAGGUGCGAGCCCCUGGUGUUGGUGUGAACGUGCCCAAGGUGAAGGGCUCUCAGUUCUCUGUGCCCACAUCGAAGGCAGAGGGAGCUGACCAUGUGACACUGCCCACGGGGGAAGUGACUCUUCCAGGGGUCUCUGGGGGUGUCAGCCUGCCCGAGGAUGCCGCUGGUGGGCUGGAAGUAAAGGUGAAGGGUGCCAAGGUGAAGACUCCUGAAACGAUUGUUCAGAAACCCAAAAUCUCCAUGCAGGAUGUGGAUCUGAGCCUCAGGUCCCCCAAGCUAAAAGGAGACAUUAGAGUUUCUGCUCCCGAGGUAAAGGGUGAAGGGACCGGCCCCCAAGUGGCACUGAAAGGCUCCAGGAUGGACAUAGAGACACCAGACAUGGCAGGAACCUUGUCCGGCCCCAAGCUUGGCGGUCCUUCAGGGAAGACAGGCACGUGUAGGAUCUCCAUGGCGGAGGUGGACUUGAACGUUGCUGUGCCUAGAGCGAAAGGGGGUGUGGACGUCACACUCCCGAAAGUAGAACAGAAGGUCAAGGUGCCUGAAGCUGAUAUCAGAGGUCUCGGAGUAGGUGUCAGUGGCCCAGAGUGGAACCUAAAAAUGCCCCAAGUGAAGAUGCCUGCAGUCAGCACUCCAGAAAUCAAGGGGGAAUCCCCGUGUGUGGACCUGGCUAUCCCCAAAGGGGAUGUCAGUGUUUCAGGGCCGAAGGUCAGUGUGGAAGUGCCAGGGUUCCAUAUGGAGGGAAUCGGAGGCAAACUUAGAGGGCCUGAUGGCAAGCUGCCGGAAGUGGCUGUGAACCUGCCUGGUGCAGAUCUGCAUGCUGAAGGGAUGAUGGUCAAAGGGGAGUGUGAUCCAACAGUACCAAAGCUUGAAGCAGAGGUGCAAGGCCCCAAAGUGGAUAUCAGUGCCCCAGAUGUGGAUGUUCAUGGCCCAGACUGGCAGCUGAAGAUGCCCAAGAUGAAAAUGCCCAAGUUCAGCAUGCCUGGCUUCAAAGCAGAGGGCCCUGAGGUGGGUGUGAACCUGCCCAAGGCCGAUGUGGACAUUACUGGGCUCAAGGUGGAGGCUGGUGCUCCAGAUGUGAGCCUUGAGGGACCAGAUGGGAAGUUGAAAGGACCCAAGUUUAAGAUGCCGGAAAUGAACAUCAAGGCUCCCAAGAUCUCCAUGCCGGAUGUGGACUUACAUCUGAAAGGUCCUCAUGCAAGGGGAGAAUAUGAUGUCACAGUGCCAAGAGUUGAAGGUGAUAUUAAAGUACCUGAUGUUGAACUUAAAAUGGCCAAAGUGGACAUUGAUGUCCCAGAUGUGGAAGCUCAGGGCCCAGACUGGCACCUAAAGAUGCCCACGAUGAAAAUGCCUAAGUUUGGCAUGCCCAAAGUCAAAGCAGAGAGUCCAGAAGUGGAUGUGAGCCUGCCUAAGGCCAGCAUAGAUGUCUCAGGCCCCAAAGUGCAGGUGGGAGCUCCGGAUGUGAAUGUUGAAGUCCCUGAAGGGAAGCUGAAGGGACCUAAGAUUAAGAUGCCAGAGGUGAACAUCAAGGCCCCGAAGAUCUCCAUGCCUGAUGUGGAUCUGCAUAUGAAAGGUCCAAAGGCAAAGGGGGAAUACAGCAUUACAGUGUCAGAGGUGGAAGGGGACCUGCAAAGCCCCAAAAUAGAUGUCAGUGCUCCAGAUGUGGAUGUUCAUGGUUCUGAUUGGAGUUUGAAAAUGCCGAAGAUUAAAAUGCCUAAGUUCAGCAUGCCCAGUCUCAGAGGAGAGGGCUCAGAAGUGGAUGUAAACCUGCCCAAAGCUGACUUGGACAUUUCUGCACCAAAGGUUGAUCUCAGUGCCCCAGAUCUGAGCUUUGAAGGAGGAGAAGGGAAGUUGAAAGGCCCAAAGUUUAAGAUGCCAGAGAUGCACUUCAAGGCUCCAAAGAUGACUCUACCAGAUGUUGACAUGGAUCUUAAAGGACCGAAAGUGAAAGGAGAUCUAGAUAUCUCCCCACCAAAAACAGAGGGUGAGAUAAAAAUUCCAGAUGUGGACAUCAAAGGGCCUAAAGUGGACAUCGAUGUUCCGGAUGUGGAUGUGAAAGGCCCAGACUGGCACCUGAAGAUGCCCAAGAUGAAAAUGCCCAAGUUCAGCAUGCCUGGCUUCAAAGCAGAAGGUCCUGAGGUGGAUGUGAACCUGCCCAAGGCCGACAUUGAUGUCUCAGCGCCCAAGGUGGACAUUGAAGGACCUGAUGUCAGCAUUGAAGGGCCAGAAGGAAAGCUGAAAGGCCCCAAGUUCAGGGUGCCUGAGCUGAACAUCAAGGCCCCGAAGGUCUCCAUGCCUGAUGUUGACCUACAUUUGAAAGGACCUAAAGUAAAAGGAGAUUUUGAUGUGUCUGUCCCCAAGGUUGAAGGUACUUUCAAAGGCCCCGAGGUUGAUCUUAAGGGCCCAGGCCUGGAUUUUGAAGGACCUGAUGCCAAACUCAGUGGCCCUAAUUUGAAGAUGCCAUCACUGGACAUAUCCGCUCCUAAAGUAACUGUUCCUGAUGUUGAUCUGCACUUGAAGAUGCCUAAAAUUGGAGUUUCUGGUCCCAAAUUAGAAGGUGGUGAAGUAGACCUCAAGGGGCCUAAGGUUGACUUGGAAGCUCCAAGCUUAGAUGCGCACGCGGAGGGCCCAGAUGUUAACAUUGAGGGGCCAGAUGUGAAAAUUCCCAAGUUUAAGAAACCCAAGUUUGGAUUUGCAGCAAAAGGCCCUCAAGCUGACAUCAAGCCUCCUUCCCUGGACGUGACGCUGCCCGAGGCAGAGCUGAGUGUGGAGACUCCUGAGGUUGGUGUUGGUGGCAAGGGCAAGAAAAGCAAGUUCAAGAUGCCCAAGCUGCACAUGAGUGGCCCUAAGGUGAAGGCCAAGAAGCAGGGCUUUGAUCUGAAUGCUGCCGGGGGUGAAAUUGACGCCGGCCUCAAGGCCCCCGAGGUGGAUGUCAGUGUUGCUGGCCCACAUGGUGCACUGAAAGUUGAUGCAAAAUCUCCCAGAACCAAGAAGACUAUGUUUGGGAAAAUGUACUUUCCAGAUGUAGAGUUUGACAUUAAAUCACCGAAAUUUAAAGCUGAGGCCCCCCUCCCCAGCCCCAAGAUGGAGGGUGCAAUCCACAUACCAGAUCUGGACCUCUCUUCACCCGGGAUCAAUGUGGAGGGUCCAGAUGUUACAGUGAAGGCUCCCACGCUCAAGAUGCCAGCAGUAGACAUCUCAGGGCCGAAGAUAGAAGGGGACUUGAAAGGCCCCAAGGUGCAGGCCAAGUUAGGGGCACCUGACGUUACCAUCGAAGGCCCAGAUUCCAAAGUCAAAGCACCGUCUUUUGGUAUUUCCACCCCACAGGCCUCCAUGCCUGGUGUGAAUGUUGACUUGAAAGGACCAAAGAUAAAGGGUGACAUCCCCAGUGUGGGACUCCAAGGACCAGGCGUAGAUCUGCAAGGUCCAGAAGCAAAAAUCAAGUUCCCCAAGUUUUCAGUGCCCAAGGUUGGCAUCCCUGGUGUUAGUGUGGAGGGUGGGGGUGCUGAGGGUGGGGUCCAGCUGCCCUCUCUUGAGGGAGGCCUGGGUACUCCGGAUGUCAGGCUCCAAGGGCCCAAGGUUGCGCUUGUGGGGCCGGGUGUGGAUCUGCCUUCCAUGAGCCUCUCUAUGCCUGAAGUCUCUGGGCCUGACCUUGAUCUGAAUGUGAAAGGACCAAGUUUGAAGGGAGAGCUGGACGCCUCCAGUCCUGGUGUGAAGGUGCAGGGCCCAGGCCUUGCCCUUGGAGGCGGUGCCGGGAAGGUGCAGAUGUGGGGAGAUGGUGUGAAAGUGCCAGGCGUCGAGGUUGGGGCCCCAGAUGUGACACUGAAGGGACCAAGCCUACAGAGAGACCUGGCCGUCUCAGGUGACAUCAAGGGUCCUAAGAUCUCCAUGGGCGCUGGGGACCUGAAUGUGGAGACACCAGAAGUCGGAAUUAAUCUUCCCCAAAUGAAGCUUCCUCAGUUUGCCAUCUCCACGCCAGGGUCUGAUGUGGAUGUUGGCGUCAAGGGGGCACAAGUCAGGGGAGACCUCAAGGGGCAGGGUGUGGAUGUGAGCCUGACAGGGCCACAGCUCUCUGCAUCUGACGUGGACUUUAAUUUGCGGGGACCAAAAAUGACAGGGAGCCUUGGGGCCACUGGAGAGGUGAAAGGGGUUCUUCCGGGAGUCAGCGUUCAAGGCCUAGAGGGAAACCUGCAGGUGCCUGGAGUGAUGGCCUCUGGAGGUGGAGUGGCCCUGCCUGGUGUGACGAUGACGCUCCCAACGGGGCAGACUGCUGGUCCUGACAUCACAGGUGGCCUGAAGGGCUCCGGGAUGGAUCUCCAUGGGGCCACACCUGAGGUCAGUGUCAGGGGGCCUGCCUUCAGCGCAUUCUCCCCAGAGUCAGAUUUCAGUGUCAGCCUGAAGGGCCCGAAAGUCAAAGGUGGUGUGGAUGUGUCAGGGGGUAUUGGCAGCCCUGAUCUCAGCCUGGGUGAGGGGCAUCUCAGUGUCAAAGGCUCCGGGGCAGAGUGGCGGGGACCGCAAGUCUCCUCAGCUCUCAGUGCAGGCUCUCACGGACCAAAGUUGGAAGGAGGUGUGAAAGGGGGCGAGCUUGGGCUGGGUGUGUCUGGGCCCCAGGGCCACAUGGAGAGCGGGUCCGGAAGAGUGACAUUCCCCAAGAUGAAGAUCCCCAAGUUCACUUUCUCUGGCCGGGAGCUGGUUGGCCGAGAGGUGGGCGUGGACGUCACGUUUCCUGAGGCGGAGGCUGCUGGGCACGCUGGUGCCAUGGAAGGUGAAUGGGAAGAGUCUGAGGUUAAGCUGAAGAAGUCCAAGAUCAAGAUGCCAAAGUUCACCUUCUCCAAGGGCAAGGGCAAGGGCAGCGCUGCAGGCUCGCCAGAGGCGUCCAUCUCUGGGUCCAAAGGGGACCUGAAGAGCUCCAAGGCCAGCCUGGGGUCCCUGGAGGGAGAAGUGGAGGUGGAGACGUCGUCCCCCAAAGGCAAGUUCUCUCUGUUUAAGAGCAAGAAGCCGAGGCACCGCUCGAGCUCCUUCAGUGAGGACCGGGAGCUCGCUGGGCCUUCCACCCCGACGGGGACUCUGGAGUUCGAGGGCGGGGAGCUGUCUGUGGAAGGAGGGCGGGUGAAAGGCAAACAUGGCAAGCUGAAAUUCGGUACCUUUGGCGGGUUGGGGUCGAAGAGCAAAGGUCACUAUGAGGUGACCGGGAGUGACGAGGAAGCAGGCAAGUUGCAGGGCAGUGGCGCGUCCUUGGCCUCAAAGAAGUCCCGACUGUCCUCCUCCUCCAGCAAUGACAGUGGGACGAAGGUGGGUGUCCAGCUUCCAGAUGUGGAGCUGGCGGUGUCUGCCAAGAAGGAGUAGCUGAAGAAGGAGUAGCCGCCACACUUGUGCACACCUGUGUAGACCCAGCCUGCAAGUGCUGUGGAAACAAACCCCAGAGUGCAGAGCCAGCCUCUCCCGGCACCAGUGGCGGCCCUGGCAUGACCGCCGCCUGAACUCCUGGACAGCACGCUCCGUGAGGUUCAGUUUGCCGGCCCUGGGCAGAGCCAGCAGUAUUUGCCUUAAGAUUUCAGUUUUCUUUCUCUUGGUUUUUUUUUGCAUUGAACGCUGAGAGCUCCUGUUUACUAAGCAAGCUUUUGUGUUUAUUAUCCUCAUUUGUACCAAACAUUUUUAGUGUUGGGGAAACGGACACCCACUGUUCUAUAUUGUAAUGACUUUCGGGGCUUUUGGUGAGGGAGGGGGGAAGCAGUGGGGGCUGAGUUGUCACCCUCCUGGGAUGGGAUCUCUGCCAACGGCCACAGCCCAUGCGGCCCCAACAGCUGGCAGCUGCCGGGCGUCUGCUGUGCUCCCCACAGCUCCCUGGUGGUGGGUGAUGGUCCCGGCCAUCUUGGUGUCAGGAGGGAGGGAACUAGGAUCUGGGUGUGAGUUACUCAGCCCGCAGCUGGACAUGAGGGGGUCCCAUCCUGUGUUCUGUAAGAGAAACGUUCCAUCCAUGACCAGCAUGCUCCUGAUGGUAGUUCUGAUUUCUUUUAACAAAUGUUAUGAUUUAAAACAUUUCUGGCACUUUAAUGGCAAAAUUAAUUGAGAAUGUAAGGACGUGAACGCUGUACAAGGUAAAUAAAGCUGUUUAUUAACCCUCA
Messenger RNA from Chinchilla lanigera (long-tailed chinchilla), 7295 nucleotides. RefSeq names its product AHNAK nucleoprotein (gene Ahnak). Gene Ontology annotation, molecular function: protein binding. Gene Ontology annotation, biological process: regulation of RNA splicing. NCBI's taxonomy places the organism in Eukaryota, Metazoa, Chordata, Mammalia, Rodentia, Chinchillidae. Gene Ontology annotation, cellular component: nucleus; costamere; cytoplasm. The record is from RefSeq and is a predicted model, not a curated record.